UGUAACUUCGGAUAAUUUGAUCCAUCCAGGCUUAUCCCUUCGCUUUCUUCGUCAGAGUCCGAUCGUCUUUCCCCUUCCUUUGUUUCUUCCUUCUCAUUCAUUUUUGUAAAGUAAGCCUUCCAACCCUGAACAAUAUCAUCAUUUCAUCGUGUUUCAUCAGAAAGCCUGCGCCAUUCACCGAGACAAGUUUGUCCUUGUAAGAUGAAGGCACCGGCCUCUUCCUCCCCGAACCUGAUCAAUAUUCUCCUCAUCAACCCUAGUACUCUUGUUACUUCCACUCCCGAAGACAAACGUGCCCCCUGAGAGCUCUGGAGGCAGCCCUUGUCUCUCUCUCGGCCUCCCCCAUCACCGUCGCCGCCAUCACAGCCCUCCAAACGCUCUUCGCACGACGCACCGCCACUUAUUCUCUGUUCUUUGCAGCCCUCCGAAAACAGUCAAACCCCUGAUUUUGGAAUCUACACUCGCAAUCUCCACUGCAAGCUACUGCAAAUUACGCCAGAGUAAUUGAGCGGCAUAGGGAGCUCGUGAAAGGAAAAAAAAAGUUGAUCUUUCUCUGAUCCUGGAUAGGAAUUGUAGAAGAUCAUGCCUCGUUAUAAGGAUGAACCCCCAGCAGUUCGCGUCUACACUGUCUCUGAUGAAUCCAGAUAUUUGAUUGUUAACAAUGUUCCAGCGUUAGGCUGCGGGGAUGAUUUAUUGAAGCUAUUUUCAACCUAUGGAGAAGUUGAGGAAUGUAAACCAAUGGAUGCAGAAGACUGUGAGCCAUUCACUGAUGUUUAUUGGAUAAAAUUUCGCCUUUUCAGCAAUGCCAGGUUUGCAAAAAGAAAAUUGGAUGAUUUUUUCCUCGGGAAUCGGCUGCAGGUAUCAUAUGCUCCCCAUUUUGAGAGCCUCUUGGACACAAAGGAUAAGUUAGAGGGAAGAAGAAAGGAGGUUUUAGCACGAUUAAAUCCUGGAAGAUCCAAAGAGUCAACAGCUUCGAGCACUUUGUCUCUCAUGAAGAGCAACGCUGUUCCAAACUCCUCACAGACCAGCUGCCUACCUCAACAUUUAGAUUCUAAAAAAGGUGAUUUGGAUUCUAGAGAACUUGAAGGAAGACCACUGAGCGGUACCCCUUUGAAAACGGUUUCCUCAAAUGAGGAUUAUUUUUCUUCUCAAUCUAUGAAUCAAACUGUAAGGUUGGUGAGAGAGAAGCUUGAUAAGAUUCGAUCCAGUGGUGAGCAUGUAAAAGCUGAGCCCGCAUCAAAGAGAUCAAGAGUUGACAAUAGAAGGAGAAUCUAAACUUGGAAUUUCGUUUGUUACAUAAUGUUCUAUUGCUCUCAGCUAGUCUGUCUUGCACCUUCGACCUGUGCUAACAAAAGUUAGGUGGACUCUUGUGCAUGGCGUAGAGCAUUUGAACUUGGGAUCGUAGAAUCUUUCUCAAGAUAUUAGUUAUUAUUCAUCUUUGUGGCAACUUGAGCGAUUCAAGUGCUUCAUCUUUACUUGCUCAUCAUUUGAGGGAAUAAUUCUUCUUCCUGCACGUGUCAUGCACUAGUUAUUAGUGUGAAAAGUCAAUGGAAACUCAAGGGUAUUGCCGGACUUGACCUUCUAAUUUGAUUUUAGCAAAGUUUUUUUCCUACUUUUCUUCUUCCUCUCUUUUCAGAGUUAGUGUAAAGUAUAAUUCCUUUUUUUUUUUUUUGACAUUUUCUCGAACUUUAUAAGAAUAGAGUAUUUUCACGA
Molecule: messenger RNA, 1713 nt
Organism: Prosopis cineraria
Lineage: Eukaryota; Viridiplantae; Streptophyta; Magnoliopsida; Fabales; Fabaceae
Cellular component (GO): nucleoplasm
Molecular function (GO): RNA binding
Source: RefSeq, a predicted model, not a curated record